Molecule: messenger RNA, 2697 nt
Organism: Brassica napus (rape)
Lineage: Eukaryota; Viridiplantae; Streptophyta; Magnoliopsida; Brassicales; Brassicaceae
Exons: 3
Coding region: 1-2697 (898 amino acids)
Molecular function (GO): RNA-DNA hybrid ribonuclease activity; nucleic acid binding
Source: RefSeq, a predicted model, not a curated record
AUGAGCAGGUUGAGAAGCCACUCUCUGUAUCUAACUAACACGUUAGAUACAGAGGAGAUCAAAGCUGCUACCUUUACUAUUCAUCCGGACAAAGCUCCUGGACCCGAUGGUUUCUCUGCCAGCUUUUUCCAAGCCAAUUGGGAGAUUGUGGGACCAUCAAUCAUCAGGAAAGUUCAUCUCUUCUUCACCUCAGGAAGUCUCAGACCCUCGCAAAAUGUUACUCAUGUUAGACUAAUUCCAAAGCUGGUGGGAGCAAAAAAGAUGACAGACUAUCGUCCUAUAGCGUUAUGCAAUGUCUUUUUCAAGAUUAUUUCAAAACUCCUAGCACUACGUCUAAAACAAGUUCUCCAUCUCAUUAUCUCAGAGAACCAAUCAACAUUUAUUCCUGGAAGAGCUAUUGCAGACAAUGUACUGAUUACACACGAAGUUCUACAGUUUCUAAAGACAUCACAGGCACAAAAACGAUGCACAAUGGCAGUAAAGACAGACAUGUCUAAAGCAUAUGACAGAGUUGAGUGGACUUUCAUCUCAAAGGUGCUUCAACGCCUAGGUUUUCACUCUAAGUGGGUAAAUCUAAUUAUGCAGUGUGUGUCUACAGUUUCUUACUCCUAUUUGAUAAACGAUUCAGUACAUGGUCUUGUAAACCCUAAGCGAGGAAUAAGACAGGGAGACCCACUCUCCCCGUAUUUAUUCAUUCUCCGUGGUCAAGUAUUAUCCGGUCUAUGUCAAAAGGCGGAAAGAGACGGUACCUUUCAAGGUAUCAAAGUGGCAAGGGGCAGUCCAAGGGUUAAUCAUCUGCUUUUUGCAGAUGAUACCAUGUUCUUCUGCCAAACGUCCCAGGCCAGUUGCAACAAGCUGAAGAUCAUCCUUGAGAGGUAUGAGAAAGCUUCGGGGCAGAAAAUAAAUGUCGAUAAAUCCUCCAUCACGUUCUCAUCAAAGACACCACCUGAAACAAAAAGAAGCGUUAAAGAAACUCUAGGAAUUGACAAAGAAGGAGGAUCAGGAAAGUACUUGGGACUACCUGAACAUUUCGGGAGGAGGAAAAAGGACCUAUUCACGGCCAUAGUGGAUCGCAUCAGACAACAAGCUUCAAGCCGAUCAACGAGACACCUAUCCAGAGCUGGGAAGCUCACUCUGUUGAAGGCGGUGCUGACAGCAAUCCCCACAUACACCAUAUCUUGCUUUGAGUUACCUGUCAGUUUGUGCAAAAGAAUUCAGUCAAUUCUAACUAGAUUUUGGUGGGACUCAUCGGAUGGGACAAGACGAAUGUGUUGGGUAGCAUGGGACAAGUUGACCAAACCAAAAGACAGAGGAGGACUAAGACUUAGAGACAUACAAUUGUUCAACCAAGCUCUUCUUGCUAAGCAAGCUUGGCGACUGCUUACGAAUCCGGAAUGUCUCCUAGCCAGGGUUCUACUAGGAAAAUACUGCCACAAGAGGUCAUUCUUAGAAGUAGAACUACCGGCAGUGUGCUCUCACGGGUGGAGGAGUAUUUUACAUGGCAGGGACCUACUUAGAGGAAGAGUAGGUAAAGCUAUUGGUAACGGGAUCAACACUAAGAUUUGGAAAGACUCUUGGAUUUCUCUAGACUCAGAGCUGAAACCAUACGGACCCAUACCAGAUCAUGCUCUAGACCUAACAGUGGCUGAUCUCCUUACGACAGACAUGAAGUGGAACAAGAAGAGAGUGGAAGAACUCUUACCUCAGGUGGCUACAGAAGUUCAACUCCUUCAUCCUGGCCAUGCAAACACAGAGGAUAUCUUCAUAUGGCAACCGCUACAGUCUGGUACCUAUACCACAAAGUCUGGUUACUACGCAGUUUCUACAAAGGAGUUAACACCUCUCGAUGAGACCACAGAAACAUUUGGAUGGAUAAAAGAUGUCUGGUCUGCAAAAUGCUCACCAAAGAUGAAGCUUUCCUUGUGGUCAAUCAUCAACGAAGCCAUACCGCUGGGAGAACAACUGCAAAAACGUGGAAUUAACUCAGAUGUGCAGUGUAUCAAAUGUAAAGGUAGUGAAACGGUGAUGCACACCUUUUUCUCUUGCCCUUUUGCCCAAGAAGUCUGGAAGCUAAUCCCCCUGAGACAAGUAGUUCACCUAGCUACGGACAUAAACUUCAAGCAAGCUCUAGUUGAAUUCAGGACCGCAGUCUGUUUGCCUCCAUCAGGGAUUGCAACGACGGUCCUCCCUUGGGUCCUUUGGGCAAUUUGGUCGACUCGAAACUUGCAUGUCUUUGAGAAUCGGAUUCUAUCACCUAUGGAAACCGCGACAAAAGCUCUGAAUCUAGGAAGAGAAUGGAACAAUGCACAACAACAGAUUCAAUUAAUCGGUGAAGAAAGUGAUACUUACAUCAAGAAGAUCGACAGGAAACAAUGCCAUGGUUCAGCUACGCUUGAAUCGAUCACCACACCACUAGUAGCGGAAGCAAUUGCGCUCCGAUUUGGUCUCCUCUCUGCAUUGGAACUUGAGCACCAUAAGCUCAAAGCUUUCUCUGACAACCUAACGCUCAUCAGAGCCAUCAACAACGACAUGCAGGUAAAAGAGAUCUUUGGUAUUGUCAAAGAUAUCCAAAGGAUCUCAUCUGCGUUUGUCGAGAUAUCGUUCUCUCAUCUCUCCCGAUCGCUGAAUGUGGAAGCGGAUCGUUUAGCAAAACUCUCUCUAUUUUCUUCUCGUGUAUGUGACCCAUCCAUGGACUAA